AUGUGGGGGUCUACCUCCCGCACCCCCCAUUGGGACAGUGCAUUAGCCNCGGAGUUAGUGCUCGGCGACACGACUUGGGCCUUCUUCGUUGGUGGGCUCAUUGGGACGGCUAUUGUGUCGUACCUCAUCGUCGUGGUGCGCUCCUACGCCGUACAGAUGGCAGAGAAGUGCUUGGUCUCGCAGUGCUGCUGCGGUUGUUCGCUCCGCUCGGGAGCCUUGGGAACUGGCAUCUUCGACUUAGUGGCAAGACUCCUUUACCUACCGUUCGGCAUCUAUGGCUUGGUCGUUACAAAGGACGAAAUGAAGUGGUUCAGCAUCAUAGGCAACAUUAUAGCCAUCCUGCUCUCCAUCACACUCAUAAUUGGUGUUACAAAGGAACGAGUGACGCUUAUCAAGAUUUGGGUUUACGUGGAGAUCGUAUUGGUCAUCCUUGCAAUAAUCGGAGUGGUGACGAUGCUUGUGCUAGGCGAGCCUUGGCUCCCUCUCAUUGAAGUUCCCAUCGGGGCGGCUAUUGCGUCGUACCUCAUCGUCGUAGUGCGCUCCUACGCCAUACAGUUGGAAUCCAGUGACGGUGGUGGCGGAAACAUCGUCUAAGGCGCUCGACUUCAUUCCCUUCCGCGUCCAUCAUUUCUGUGUACACCGAACAUACGUAAAGAGGUAGUAACGGCGAACACCAUUACAGGACAUCGAACAAAUGACAAGAGGUAAUAACGGCGAACACCAAUGCAAGACAUCAAACAAAUGACAAGAAGCAAUUACGGCGACCAUCAAUGCUGGACAUCGAACAAAUGACAAAAGUAAUAACGGCGACCAUCAAUGCUGUUCAUCGAGCAUAUGACAAGGGUAACGAAGGCGACCAUCAAAGCUAGACAUCGAACAUAUGGCAAGAGGUAAUAACGGCGACCAUCGUACAGUACAUCAUACAAGCUUACGACGACAUCGUACAAGCUUGACAGCGCUUAACUCUAUUUUCCGAGCACCAAUUACACAACUUUAAUUUAUUAGUGAAAGUUACAAAAAGCACUGAGAAAUGGCCGACUGAAACGGUUAUGCACGCACAAGCUUGUCAGCUAACGCAAGAUUAGUCUUUAAGGAGUUGCCAGGGCCUUAUUACAGUCAUGUGGUCAUUAAUAACGAAGAAGUCUGUUUUUACAGAUUUAAGUUUUCCAACCAGCUAACUUUUCUAGACUACGUUUGCAAACAGAAACUGGGGUACUUGUAUAUAGUCCAGUUGAUUACUUUUCCAUGUGAUAAAGACAUAGUUCGUCUUCGAAAAAAUAUUUGGAAAUAAAAAGUGAAAUUUUCAUUCAUUUAUACUGUUUUCAGUAAUUCAUUGAUGUAUUUAAGUUCGCUGUAAUGUAAAUGACAAUUAUUGCCAUUUGAUAAAUGUACACAAUAAGAAACUAGUUGCUUAUAAGUGAACUUGUUGUUUGUAGUCUAUAAAACACGAGUGUUUUGCUACUAAAAAAAGCACUUUCAUCAGACAUCGCAGUGGGAAUAAGUGGAAGUAAAGUUUAAAACGGCAUCAGUAAAAAUUUCAAAAUUCAAAUUUAUUACUGAUAUAACAAUUUUCUACAUAUAUUCAACUAGGAUUGCCUAUAAUACAUAUUCAUACUCCAGCUAGAAUAACUUUUAAUGGAGAAAACUUGUAACCAGAACAGGAAAUUAUUGAUAUGAAACAGGGAAGUGAAGCAUGAAUUUUCAUAUUAGAGACGUAUCCACUAGAUCUCAGAAAUGUUUUGUAAACAUUGAUCUCUCUACAUACAACGUUGAUAAUUUUA
Molecule: messenger RNA, 1781 nt
Organism: Hyalella azteca
Lineage: Eukaryota; Metazoa; Arthropoda; Malacostraca; Amphipoda; Hyalellidae
Exons: 6
Coding region: 1-594 (197 amino acids)
Source: RefSeq, a predicted model, not a curated record